AUCGCUGCUGCUGCUGCGUGGUUUUCUUGACAUCCAAGGCUUCCCCUCCCUUGCCGAGAAAGAGAGCCUUUCUUCCACUCUCGCUUGUUCCCCGUGUACGUGUGUGUGUGUGAAAGGGAGAGAGAGAGAGAUGAGCAGCAUAGGCACGGGGUAUGACCUCUCCGUUACGACCUUCUCCCCCGAUGGCCGCGUCUUCCAGAUCGAGUACGCCGCUAAGGCUGUCGACAACAGCGGCACGGUGAUCGGGAUCAAAUGCAAGGACGGGAUCGUCAUGGGUGUUGAGAAACUAAUAGCAUCGAAAAUGAUGUUGGAAGGAUCCAACAGGAGAAUCCAUUCUGUUCAUCGCCACUCUGGCAUGGCUGUGGCUGGAUUAGCAGCUGAUGGAAGACAGAUUGUUGCUCGGGCCAAAUCGGAAGCCACUAGCUAUGAGAAUGUUUAUGGUGAACCCAUACCUGUCAAAGAACUUGCAGAUCGUGUUGCAAGUUAUGUACACUUAUGCACACUGUAUUGGUGGCUUAGACCAUUUGGUUGUGGGAUCGUCCUUGGGGGAUAUGACAGAGAUGGUCCGCAACUUUACAUGGUGGAACCAUCAGGAGUUUCCUAUAGGUAUUUUGGAGCUGCAAUUGGGAAAGGCCGCCAAGCUGCUAAAACUGAAAUUGAGAAGCUGAAGUUGUCUGAGAUGACUUGUAGAGAAGGAGUUAUUGAGGUUGCGAAAAUUAUAUACAGUGUCCAUGAUGAGGCAAAGGACAAAGCUUUUGAGUUAGAAAUGAGUUGGGUCUGUGAUGAGUCAAAUCGCCAGCAUCAAAAGGUUCCCGAAGAUCUGCUGGAACAAGCAAAGGCAGCUGCCAAAGCUGCACAAGAAGAAAUGGAUGCUGAUUAAUGGGAGUUAUUUUGCUGGUGUGGUUUGAAAUCUUUUUACGCGUUUUAGAAGUUACAUUGAGAAUCCAUCCUCGGCUUCCAAUUGCGUAGUGAUAUUUUCAUGAGGGGAACAGAUUGUAAGAUUGAUAUGAUUUUACAGAAACAGUUAGAUCACCUGAGUUCCAAUUUUA
This is a messenger RNA of Nymphaea colorata (pocket water lily), 1049 nucleotides long. Its product is annotated as proteasome subunit alpha type-3. The record is from RefSeq and is a predicted model, not a curated record. The transcript is spliced from 10 exons. Lineage: Eukaryota; Viridiplantae; Streptophyta; Magnoliopsida; Nymphaeales; Nymphaeaceae. Gene Ontology annotation, cellular component: nucleus; proteasome core complex; proteasome core complex, alpha-subunit complex. Gene Ontology annotation, biological process: ubiquitin-dependent protein catabolic process. Bases 131 to 880 code for a protein of 249 amino acids.